Molecule: messenger RNA, 1239 nt
Organism: Babesia ovata
Lineage: Eukaryota; Apicomplexa; Aconoidasida; Piroplasmida; Babesiidae
Product: tubulin alpha chain
Exons: 1
Coding region: 1-1239 (412 amino acids)
Biological process (GO): mitotic cell cycle; microtubule cytoskeleton organization
Cellular component (GO): microtubule; cytoplasm
Molecular function (GO): structural constituent of cytoskeleton; GTP binding
Source: RefSeq, a predicted model, not a curated record
AUGCCAGCGGACAAACAGAUCCAGGGUGACGACGCGUUCUCCACGUUUUUCAGCGAAACUGGAGCCGGCAAGCACGUGCCUAGGUGUCUGUUUGUAGAUCUAGAACCUACAGUGGUUGACGAGGUGCGUACAGGAACCUACCGUCACCUAUUCCACCCUGAGCAACUUAUCACCGGGAAGGAAGAUGCAGCCAACAACUUCGCACGUGGUCACUACACCGUCGGCAAGGACAUUGUGGAUUCAUGCCUUGAUCGUAUCCGUAAACUGGCGGACAACUGCACGGGGCUUCAGGGGUUCCUCAUGUUCAACGCGGUCGGAGGAGGCACUGGAUCCGGUUUAGGGUGCCUGAUGCUGGAGCGGCUUUCGGUCGACUACGGUAAAAAGAGCAAGCUUAACUUCUGCUGCUGGCCAUCUCCACGUGUAUCCACGGCUGUUGUGGAACCCUACAACUCCGUCCUCUCGACGCACUCCCUGCUUGAGCACACCGAUGUUGCCGUCAUGCUCGACAACGAGGCCAUCUACGACAUCUGCAAGAGGAACCUAGAUAUCGGAAGACCCACCUACACCAACCUCAACAGGCUGAUUGCGCAGGUUAUUUCAUCGCUAACGGCGUCUCUGCGAUUCGACGGAGCGCUCAACGUCGACGUCACCGAGUUCCAGACCAACCUGGUGCCGUACCCCAGGAUCCACUUCAUGCUUUCGUCAUACGCGCCCGUAAUCAGCGCCGAAAAGGCAUACCACGAGCAGCUCUCUGUGGCUGAAAUCACGAACUCCGCCUUUGAGCCCGCGAACAUGAUGGCCAAGUGCGACCCUCGCCACGGCAAGUACAUGGCUUCGUGCAUCCUCUACAGAGGAGACGUUGUGCCCAAGGAUGUCAAUGCAGCUGUUGCCGCUAUCAAAACGAAGAGAACUAUCCAGUUUGUUGACUGGUGCCCUACCGGCUUCAAGGUCGGAAUCAACUACCAGCCGCCUACGGUGGUACCAGGCGGCGAUCUCGCCAAGGUCAUGCGGGCCGUCUGCAUGAUAUCGAACUCCACUGCUAUCGCCGAGGUUUUCAGCCGCAUGGACCACAAAUUCGAUCUCAUGUACGCCAAGCGUGCUUUCGUGCACUGGUACGUGGGCGAAGGUAUGGAGGAGGGCGAAUUCAGCGAGGCACGUGAGGACCUCGCGGCGCUCGAGAAGGAUUAUGAGGAAGUAGGCCUCGACACCACGUACAACGAGGAUGGAGAGAACUACUGA